Molecule: messenger RNA, 1799 nt
Organism: Oryzias melastigma (Indian medaka)
Lineage: Eukaryota; Metazoa; Chordata; Actinopteri; Beloniformes; Adrianichthyidae
Gene: ubl3b
Product: ubiquitin-like 3b
Exons: 6
Coding region: 238-591 (117 amino acids)
Molecular function (GO): protein binding
Source: RefSeq, a predicted model, not a curated record
CAGCUGACAUCCGGCGUAUUUCCGUCCAUUCGCCUCCGAUAUUUCAAGUCAACCGUAACGAAAUCCAUCCGUACUUGAAAAGUUCCCCAUGAAAAGCGCUCUGUGCUGACUCGUCAACUCAACUGAAUGCAAAAUUUGAUCGUAUUUAUCAGAUGCAGGGCUCUGGCCCCGUCUCCAGUACCUGAAGCACACCUGUCCUCACUGCUCCACGUCCACGGCCCUCCAUCCUGCUGAGCCAUGACCACGCAGACGGACAUUGAUAUGGUGCAUCUCCGCCUUAUUCUGGUCAGUGGCAAAACGCAAGACUUCACCUUCUCUCCAAAUGACUCGGCCACAGACAUCGCUAAGCAUGUGUUUGACAACUGGCCAGCAGGAUGGGAGGAAGAACAAGUGAGCAGUCCUGGUAUCUUGCGGCUCAUCUUCCAGGGACGCUUCCUUCAUGGCAACGUCACUCUGGGAGCUUUAAAGCUGCCACCAGGCCGGACGACUGUCAUGCACUUGGUUGCAAGGGAGACACUGCCGGAGCCCAACUCUCACGGUCAAAGGAACAGAGAAAAGACUACAGAGAGCAACUGCUGCCUCCUCCUGUAGAGCCACAGUGAUGCCCCCCUCCCCAACCAAAUUAUGGCUCACACAUCCAAACAUUAUGCACACACUCCAUCAUUUUCUGCUGCAGGUUUUUAUUUCAGCUGCAAAUGCUGGAGGUCCUUUAGCUAUUUUCUUAUGUUGAACUUUUUUUUUUUUUCAGGGGUGGUAGAUAAUAUUAUUUUCAGCCCCUAAGCUUUUCCUCUGUCAGCAUUUUUGUUUGUUCUUUUAAUUUGAAAAUCCAGCAGCCCCCUUUUCCGCUCCGUGGCUGAUCCGUUUCCUGGAGCUGUUUUAAAACUGUGUCAUAUGUGAUGAAAAAGAAAAAACCCUGGAACUCGUUUCUCUUCAUGGACACAGAAGUGCUCUAAAAAUUUGUGGAGUGAAACCCCCGUCCUGCUUGUCACACGGACAUCUCCCCGGUCUUACUCUAUAGUGUUAACCUUCUCGUUGCACUUAACAAGUUUAAUUCUGAAGUGUUAAUAGUGUUUCAUCCUCACGACCAUUAUGGCUUUUUUUUUUGGAUGCCGCUGCUUGGUUGAAGACGUGCCAUACUCCUCAUGGACAGUUCCUGCCUCCGUGACCGCCGGUGCUUUACGGCGUCAUCUGCUUCAGGAGAAAGACAGUUUGAACAUCUGCGGGUCCACCAGAAGCGGGAGCGGGGUAUCUCACGCAAAGAGGCUGUUCAGGGCAGGAGGAAGAGUGGCGUCUGUGCCAACCGCCCCCACAACUAUACCCUCAACAUGAUUCCUCUGUUGGAUAAAACAACAAAAAAAGGAAAUCUAGGCGGUGUUUCACCUCCUCAUCAUUUGGAUGCUGUUGUUUCUUUUCAUUUGCCUUUUAUCGUGGAACUCAGUAAUAUCAUUAUUAAUAUUGAAAUUUAAAUAUAUCAAUUUUUAUCUUGUGUAUAGGUAUUUGUUGAAUUCUAGUGAGGGUGAGUUUGUGUGCGAGUGUGUCUGAGGGUGUGUGAUGAGGACUAGUAAGGGCACGUGGUGAUUUAAGGUGAAAACGGCCGUGCUCUGGGAGCGUUGAUGGGCUGGGGUUUCUUCAGAAACAGUGGAAUAACCUUUCGAUUCCUUCCAUUGAGUGUCCUUUGUGUUCUUCGUCAAUCAGUGUCACUGCUUCAAAAGUUUAGCUUAAUGUAAAAACUAAAUGCAAUGUGGUCUACAUAAAUGCUUGUAUUAUAAAUUAAUAAAUCUUUACAUAACUUCUCUUCA